Molecule: messenger RNA, 1680 nt
Organism: Opisthorchis viverrini
Lineage: Eukaryota; Metazoa; Platyhelminthes; Trematoda; Opisthorchiida; Opisthorchiidae
Exons: 7
Coding region: 1-1488 (495 amino acids)
Biological process (GO): acetate metabolic process
Cellular component (GO): mitochondrion
Molecular function (GO): acetate CoA-transferase activity
Source: RefSeq, a predicted model, not a curated record
AUGCACCAGCUGACGUGCUUACGGCACGGAUUUCGCCUUUCAUUUGUUCGUGAGAUAAGGCGUGCAUUGCAUCUCAGUGCAAGCCGAAAUUACUAUAUUUCGGGACCUCAGGAGCCAUUCUCUCCCGUACCGGGACGUUUUCCAAAGUGGGCAUCCAGUGGAGAUGAGGCGUUUUAUUUCCUUAAAGAUGGAGCGAAUGUUUUCCUACACGGUGGAGCAGCAACUCCCAGUUUGCUCCUAAAAGAACUCUAUGAAUAUGUUAUGUCUAAUAAUCUCAAAGAUAUCAAGCUCUUCCACAUUCACACUGAAGGACAUUACCCUUUUAACGACAUUGCUGCUCAGAAUCGCUUUCGCUCAACUUCUUUGUUCACAGGUGGUAAUUGUAGAGAAGCUAUCCGAGAAGGUCGAGCAGAUUACACUCCCAUCUUUCUCAGUGAAAUUCCUUUAUUGUUUCGUCGGAAACAUUUGCAACUGGACUUGGCUGUUAUCAAUGUUACGCCUCCAGAUAAACAUGGGUUUUGUUCCCUUGGUCCUUCAGUAGAUGUCACACGCUCAGCUAUUCAGAACGCAAAGCACAUUGUUGGUAAUUUCUGCUUGAUUCACUCAACCGUAUUUUUCCUCACAAAAGCUCAAGUAAACGACCAGCUACCACUGACGCGGGGUGACGCCAGUAUCCACUUUAGCAAUCUGACGGUACUUCGCACUGGCGCACAACCCUGUCAUCAAAUGUCACCCAGAGUUGCCUCUGAUGUGGAAGACAGAAUUGGCACAAUUAUCGCUGAGAAUCUGGUCGAAGAUGGUGCCACGCUACAAACUGGUAUUGGUGCGAUUCCCGAUUCUGUGCUCUCAAAAUUAACCAAUCACCGACAUUUGGGAGUCCACACAGAAAUGUUCUCUGAUGGAGUGGUUGAUCUGGUCAAUGUGGGCGCAAUCACAAACGCGUACAAAAAAGUUCGUCCAGGAAAACUGGUCAGCAGUUUCGUGGUCGGAACAAAUAAAGUAUUCGAAUUUCUGGAUGAUAAUCCAAUGGUUGAUAUGUGCGACGUUGGUUGGGUGAACUCUCCGGUGGUGAUUGCGCGGAAUCCUAGGCCGGUUGCCAUAAAUUCUUGCAUUGAGGUCGAUCUAUCCGGGCAAGUGUCUUCUGAUUCUAUUGGACAGACGAUUUAUUCCGGUUUUGGUGGUCAGGUCGACUUUCUUCGAGGCGCAGCGCUCAGUGCCGAUGGCCAGGGCAAGCCGAUUAUCGCUUUACCGUCGACUACGAAACGUGGGGAGACAAAGAUUGUUCCUCACCUGAAACUUGGUGGUGGCGUGGUAACAACCCGUGCCCACUGUCACUACGUGGUGACCGAAUUUGGUAUUGCCUAUCUGUUUGGCCGCAAUAUUCGACAACGCGCAUAUGCACUGAUUCAGAUUGCACACCCCGAUCACAGGGAGUCGCUGGAAAAGUCUGCUUAUGAGAUUUACAACGUGAUGCCCUCUCCUGAUUAGAUUCUCCGAUGGUAUUUUAUGCACUUUGUUCAUUUACAAAACAAAUUAUUGUUUCUCCCUGUAAUUCUACUCCCUUUGUCUUCGGUGUACUGCUCAAAACAUGUAGACAAAUUGGAAGGAAUGUUUCCUUGUAACUCUGUUCUGUACCUUUGUUCUGCGUUCAUUGAGCAUGCCGAACAAUUUCACUUGAUA